Polypterus senegalus (gray bichir) is the source of this 976-nucleotide messenger RNA. RefSeq names its product HD domain containing 2 (gene hddc2). NCBI's taxonomy places the organism in Eukaryota, Metazoa, Chordata, Cladistia, Polypteriformes, Polypteridae. The coding region runs from base 49 to 669 and encodes 206 amino acids. The record is from RefSeq and is a predicted model, not a curated record. The transcript has 6 exons. Gene Ontology annotation, cellular component: cytoplasm. Gene Ontology annotation, molecular function: 5'-deoxynucleotidase activity.
ACGGUCUCUCCGACUUCAAGUUCCGUUACAUCACAUUCGACGUCCAAGAUGGCUGCACGUUCACCGAAUAAGUUACUCGAGUUCACGAAGCUCAUCGGGCAAUUAAAGACAAUACCCCGAACAGGCUGGGUUUAUAGGAACAUAAAGAAGCCAGAGAGCGUAGCUGAUCACAUGUACCGAAUGGCUGUGUUAGCAUUUUUAAUUGAAGAUAAAAAGCUCAACAAAGACAGAUGUAUAAAAUUAGCUCUUAUCCAUGACAUGGCAGAGUGCAUUGUUGGUGAUAUAGCUCCUUCAGAUAAUAUAAGUAAAGAAGAAAAGCAUAGAAGAGAAAAAGAAGCAAUGAAAUACUUGACAGAUUUGUUAAGUGAAGAUGUCAAAAAAGAAAUUUAUGAAUUAUGGGAGGAAUACGAAUACCAAUCCAGCCCAGAAGCAAAACUAGUUAAAGAACUUGAUCAGUGUGAGAUGAUUCUGCAAGCAUAUGAAUAUGAAAUGUCAGAAAAAAGCCCUGGCAGACUGCAAGAAUUUUUUGAUUCCACAAAAGGCAAAUUUAAUCACCCAGAAGUAAUGCAACUAGUGAAGAGUUUGAAUGAAACUAGAAAUUCCGAAAUAGAACAAGAUUCCAAGGAAGAACAUAGACAACAAGGCAGGCUUAACACAGAUGAAAAAUAAUUGUGACCAAACUGUUUUGGCUUUAACUCUUUGGUUUUAGUUGUUAUUAAUUUAUUAUAUGCUUAAACAAAAAGUAUACAUACUGUAUUACUGUUUAAAUAGUUAUUACCAGGGAGUUCAGUGACUUUUCUGGAAUCCCACAGUUUACAAAUUUUUGCUGGUCUUCAGUGCAUGUUUUUAUUAAGUAUUUCAAAAGCUGCCUGUAUUAUUUGUAAUGGUUGCUUUUUAUUGUUCCAAAGUUUUUUGUUUUUUGGAAAGUUGAUGUGUACAAUACAGGUGGCAACAAUAAAAAGGUAGAAAGAUUAAA